Molecule: messenger RNA, 988 nt
Organism: Leucoraja erinaceus (little skate)
Lineage: Eukaryota; Metazoa; Chordata; Chondrichthyes; Rajiformes; Rajidae
Product: protein FAM162B-like
Exons: 4
Coding region: 40-567 (175 amino acids)
Source: RefSeq, a predicted model, not a curated record
GGGGGGAAAAGUUUAGAGAGCAGCUGGGCUCGGGCGGACAUGGCGGCUCUCGGCGGCGUCGGCUCUCGGCCUCCCACACCGGCCCUCACCCCCACACUGUCCCCGGCCCGGACAUGGACACGGACCCUGGCUCCGUCCGCGGCUCGCGGGCUCCUGGCCGGCCUCGGCCUCGGCCGCUGGCUCACGGGUGACCCUGGCCGGAGAGACACGGAGACGGCAGCGCGGAACCACCCGGUACCCGGGGGCAGAGCUGAAGGAUCCCCAUCUUUCAAAAUACCAGGACACAAACCUUCGAAUUUUGAUAAAAAGUUUUUGUUAUGGACUGGUCGCUUCAAACGGAUAGAGGAUAUUCCAGCAGUCGUUUCACUUGAGACAAUUAGUGCUGCAAGAAACAAGAUGAGAGUGAAAGGCUGUUUUUUAAUGGUGGUCCUGUCCAUAAUAGGGUGCUUUGCAAUGGUUAUAUCGGGAAAGAAGGCAGCAAGGAGACACGAAUCACUGUCAGCCAUGAACCUGGAUAAGAAAGCCAAGCUGAAAGCAAGUCAGCAAGCAGUCCCAAAGAGCCAAUGAUGGAGUAUGGACUGAGGCAGAAAUGGAUGCUACUCAGCUCCAUGGCUGCGUGUGAACGCAACACAACAUACAGGCAGAAUACUUGUAUAGAACUGUUAUUCCCAGCGCUGCAGCUACACUGACUGAUUUUUGUCGUUAAGGAGUGAGAACCAUUUAGAAAUUAUAGCUGUUUUGCAGUGAAGUUCUACAACUGAAACUACAUGUAAAAAACAGAAAUAUCAUAGCAAGUAGUUUCCAAAGAAUAUUUGACAUAUUUAUGUUCAACAUUGUGUUUCAACCAAUCUAACUAAACUAGAGAGCUCUCAAAAUGUACGUUUCCUCUAAAUACAUUAAUUAAUCGGCAGGGAUAUUCCUACAAUUAUUUGCUUGUCUUUCUUAACCAAAAAUUAAAAUACUAAAUAAAAUCCACCUGUGUUGCAAU